GGAUACGUACAGAUCAGGGCCGGGGGAGGGAGGCUGGGUCCUUCUGAUGGAUUGCGGGGGCCUGAGACUGCUUGCGGGGGCCUGAGCGAUCAGCGCCUGCGCGAUGCCUCGUCCCCCUCCCGUCUUCAACGUGAGGGAUCCGGGACAGUAGCAAUGGUCGUGUUGACAGUUUUGGGUGCAUAGAUGGUCCAAGGAUGAAGCCUGCGGGCAUAGGAGAGGUCAGCUCAGUAGCCUGAGCUGCAGAGGCGCUGUCCAAACUCCUACCGCACUUUACACCCCUUCCUCCCAGAGCUUCAGAGUCUCAUGCCAUCUGCACCCUUGCUCUGCCUGCUAGGUUUCCCGAGCCUGUCCCUGCAGAAUCCUAUGGUCUAGUUCAGGAAAAGUUUGUGUUUGCGUCUGUUCAUAGGGGAAGACUGUGGGUCUGCGAUGAUAGUGACAUAACCGAGGUCACGCAGAGCGCAGAGCUUAGGAGUGCUAAGUCCCCGGCCAGCGCCGGCGUUCCUUCUGUCGUAUUAAAGUCGUGGUCACAGUAUCAUGUAAUUUUAUAUAAAUACAUUUCCCACCAGGUUAACUUUUGUUUUCAGAGCAGCCCGUGAGUAUUCUUUUGUAUUCUGUAGUAAAUGGCAAUUAUUUAACUAGCAUUUCUUGUUAAUUUCUUGUUAAUUCACUUCGACAGCCAUACUCAUUCAUUCCCCCACGUCCCAAUGCACGGUUGCAAUUCUCCAGUCCUUUCUGAAAGCCAACGAUACCACCAUCCCUAAGGUUUUCUCCUGGGAAUGUUCCAGGAGGUUUUUAUUUAGGAGACUUCCCCUUUUUUCAUGCCCACUCAUAAUGACGUUGUUUUUCCUUCCCCAGACCCGACUGCAUUAGUCCUUUUACAGAUUUUUCCUACCGCAGUGGAAGAUGAAUACAUCCUUGGGCCCUCUGUCAUUCAAGGAUGUGGCUGUGGCCUUCACCCAGGAGGAGUGGCAGCAGCUGGACCCUGAGGAGAGGACAACAUACAGGGAUGUGAUGCUGGAGACCUACAGCAACCUCGUCUCCGUGGGGUAUCACAUUAUCAAACCGGAUGUUAUCAUCAAGUUGGAACAAGGAGAAGAGCCAUGGAUAGUAGAAGGAGCAUUCUCACCUCAGAGCUAUCCAGAUGAGAUCUGGCCCAUGAGCAGCCUGAUGGAGGAAGACCAGGGAGAUGAAGAGAACCAGUCAAGUCCAGCUGUGCUCAGCUACAAAAGCCCCAUCGAUGCUUCUAGUAAGGCCAUCGAUGGAGAAACAAAGUUCAUUCCCUCAGGGAGGGUCCUCCCUAAAUGCGACUCCUGUGAGAAGAGCCUGAUGUGUGUCUCCGCAUUCAUCCGUAUCGACGGAAGCUAUGCAAAACUGCGGCCCAAUGUGUGUGCCGGGUGUGGGAAGCCCCUCCCCCACAGUAAGCUUGAGGAAACCCAUCCUGGAGAUGAGUCUUAUGAAUUUAGUGGGGAUGGAGAUGAGGACACGCUAAGUGAAGAAAGCGUUUAUCAGAAGAUUCACUUUCUGGAGAAGCCCUUUGACUAUGUUGAGUGCCAGAAAUCCUUCCCCAAGAGCACUGUGUUUCUUAAUCACCUGGAAGAGGAGCCCUGCGACUGGGAUGGAUCUGAAGUAGCUUUUCUGCAGACGCCAGGCCUCAGUGCCGACCAGGAUUCUCUCAUGGAGAUGAAGCCCUACGAGUGCCAGCAAUGUGGGAAGUCCUUCUGCAAGAAGUCAAAGUUCAUCAUCCACCAGAGGACUCACACAGGUGAGAAGCCCUUCAAGUGCAGUCAGUGCGGGAAGUCCUUCUGCCAGAAGGGCACCCUCACCGUCCACCAGAGGACCCACACGGGGGAGAAGCCCUACGAGUGUACCGAGUGCGGGAAGACCUUCUACCAGAAGCUGCACCUCAUUCAGCACCAGAGAACCCAUUCAGGCGAGAAGCCCUACAAAUGCGGCUACUGCGGGAAGUCCUUCUGCCAGAAAACACACCUCACUCAGCACCAGAGGACACACUCAGGAGAGAGGCCCUACGUCUGUCACGACUGUGGCAAGACAUUUUCUCAGAAGUCAGCACUCAAUGACCACCAGAAGAUACACACAGGCGUCAAACUCUACAAGUGCAGUGAGUGUGGCAAGUGCUUCUGCCGCAAGUCCACGCUCACAACCCACAUGAGGACACACACGGGCGAGAAGCCGUACGAAUGUAACGAGUGUGGGAAGUUCUUCUCCAGGUUGUCAUACCUCACUGUGCAUUACAGAACCCACUCAGGGGAGAAGCCCUACGAGUGUACGGAGUGCGGGAAGACCUUCUACCUGAACUCGGCCCUCAUGAGGCAUCAGAGGGUGCACACGGGGGAGAAGCCUUACGAGUGUAGUGAGUGUGGGAAAUUAUUCUCGCAGCUGUCCUACCUCACCGUGCAUCACAGAACUCACUCAGGAGUGAAGCCCUAUGAGUGUAGCGAGUGUGGGAAGACCUUCUACCAGAAUUCAGCCCUUUGUAGACACCGGAGAAUUCACCGAGGGGAGAAACCCUAUGAAUGUUACAUAUGUGGCAAGUUCUUCUCUCAGAUGUCCUACCUCACGAUCCAUCACAGAAUUCAUUCAGGAGAGAAGCCCUAUGAGUGCAGUGAGUGUGGGAAGACCUUCUGCCAGAAUUCAGCCCUCAACAGACAUCAGCGCACACACACGGGAGAAAAAGCCUACGAGUGUUACGAAUGUGGGAAGUGCUUCUCCCAGAUGUCUUAUCUCACGAUCCACCACAGGAUCCAUUCGGGAGAGAAGCCCUUCGAAUGUAACGAGUGCGGCAAGGCCUUCUCUCGGAUGUCGUACCUCACUGUGCAUUACAGAACCCAUUCAGGGGAGAAGCCCUACGAGUGUACGGAGUGCGGGAAGAAAUUCUACCACAAGUCAGCAUUCAAUAGCCAUCAGAGAACUCAUAGGAGAGGGAGUGGGAAUGGGGUUGAUAUGGGAAGGCUCCUUUAAAGCCAGACGAAAGUCGGCCUUCUCAGUAAGCUAGAAACUCCUGUCUGCCAUUGAGCCCUGAUGUACAAUUGGUCCUCAGUACCCAUAGGCUCCAUCUCCGAGGAUUUAACCCUCCAAAACUACAUAGGAAAAGGGUUUCUUUGUGCUGAAUAUGUGCAGAUUAUUUUUUUGUCUUUCUUCCCCAAGUAGUACAAUAUAACAGCUUUUAUAUUGUAUUUAUAUGGUAUUAAGCAUUAUAAAUAAUCUAGAGAUGAGUUAAAGCUCAUGGGAGGAUUGUGUAGGGUGUGCACAAUUAUGAUGUCAUCUUACAUAGGGACUUACUCUGCAGACUCUGGUGUCCAGGUGGUCUCAGAACAGUACUCCCACAUACCAAAGGAUACCUCUGUCAGAGAGCUCACACAAAUGAUCAUGAACAAGUCUGUGUGAGACAGAUUCAUCAGAAACUCACGGGGCAGAGCCACAGCUGUGAAAAGAGCACACAGCAGACUCUACAGGAGUCAGAAUGUAUAAAUAUGUCUCGGCAUAGCUUCAAACUGCUUCAGGGAGCCGACUCAACUGAAGGGAUGUGGGAAGCACACUCCUUUUGCAACUGCUAAUACUAAAGGACGUUUUGUAAAAAUUAAAAGAAGAGGGGCUGGAGAGAUGGCUCAGCGUUUGAGAGCACUGGCUGCUCUUCCAGAGGUCCUGAAUUCAAUUCCCAACAACCACAUGGUGGCUCACAACCAUCUGUAUUGGGAUCCGAUACCCUCUUCUGGGGUGUCUGAGGACAGUGACAGUGUACUCAUAUACAUAACAUAAAUAAAUUUAAAAAAAAAAUAAAAGAAAUACUCUGCUAGAAAUAGUACACUCUGUAACUACAGGAUGUAAAAUUGUCAGUCUGGUUAGCCAAGUUUGCCACACUAAACUGGUAAAUGAUUCCCUAGGAACACAGGGCUUGGGGUUUCUGAUUCAGUAACCAUCACAGAAAUCUCAUGUUUAGUUUUAAUUAAGCUUGGAAAGUGUUGUGUUGUUACUUUGUAACAUAUGGUGAGAUUACCCAUUCUGAGGAGGUUCCCCAUGCUGUUACUAUCUUCAUAUGCACUGCCACUGAGCAGUCUUUGGAAGUUAGGAAGUAUGUUUUUUCUUCCUUGGAUUUUCAAAUGCAUUGGGUCAUUGUCACAGGAUUCUAUCCUCUGUAAAGAAGCCAGGUUUUUUUUCCCCCAACCAUAGCAAAGACAGAAAUAUAUCUAUAAGACAGAAAACUCUGAAUAGAUAAUUGUAAACUAUGCCAGAAGUCUGUCAAGGUGAGAAAUAGCCUUAGCACUCACUGUACUCUGUACAACUAAGAACUACACUUAGGAUAUUGCCAUUGGCUCACUUUUUUCACGUGGAUGCUUACUCGUGUGGGGAGCACAAUGGCUGGGUAGCACGGUACGUGCUAUAGGUAUGAACACACUCUGCUCUCCUGUCCCUUGGAAGUGAGAGCACACACAGAGCACUGUGACAGACUUCACCCAGUGCCUUCUGCCGCUCCCUUCUUGGCUUUCCAAGUCAUCUAAGUGCAUUCCUCCUUGGAUGAUGGGAUGUAACUCCUGGGAAGUUUUCAUUGCUGGGGAUGACUCUUUCUCGGAACCUUGGACCCAGGUCCAGAGAGUUAGAAAGGAUAUCCGCAAUCAUUUCUUGAAAGGGUCUCCUCGAAGCAGCAGAACCUAAUGGACAUCACCCUGUCUGGAUGCAGUGCCUGAUAAUGACUGCCAACCAUGUAUACCGUGUAGUCAUGGUUACAGAAAGUAGAAUAAUCGGGGACUGGAACAAUAUCAUGUAGCCACUAAACCAACAUGUAGCCACUCCGUGUCUGGACUGUGGGUUUUGUUUUUUGUUUUUCUAAGAGACUGUUUGUAAACCAGGUGACUUAGGACCGUUCUGUCUUAGGACAGCCUACCUAGUGCCGCAGUACACUUUGUAGGAGUUAUGCAAUUUAGAAGCGGACUCUAGGUAAAUCAUUUAUUUUGAUGUGUUAAUAGAGAGAUUUAUUGUCUAUAAAUUUGGAUGUAAAUAAUCUGAGCAUUGAAACAAAUGUGUAUGCUUCCUCGA
Molecule: messenger RNA, 5052 nt
Organism: Mastomys coucha (southern multimammate mouse)
Lineage: Eukaryota; Metazoa; Chordata; Mammalia; Rodentia; Muridae
Gene: Znf12
Product: zinc finger protein 12
Exons: 4
Coding region: 904-2979 (691 amino acids)
Biological process (GO): regulation of transcription by RNA polymerase II
Cellular component (GO): nucleus
Molecular function (GO): DNA-binding transcription activator activity, RNA polymerase II-specific; RNA polymerase II cis-regulatory region sequence-specific DNA binding
Source: RefSeq, a predicted model, not a curated record